AGAAAAUGAGUAGUAAAUAGGAUAGGGAAGUGAGAAGUCAACGUCUCUCCCAGAUCUGUGGAAGGUGAAGCAAUGGGGGUUCUUCUGAAGCUCUUCGAUUCAGUUCUAUUUGUGUUCUUAUUUGUACAUGCCAUGGCGCCGCCGCUCAUCGGCGCCCAGUUAUUGCUCCCCGGAGCCCUUUUCCCCGAUGUUCUUGUUGAUUUCAAGGAGCUGUACGUUCGACUGUCGGGAGACUAUCUGAUGGCCGAGGCGCCUCCCUUUUUCGUCGGCCUGCUUUGGCUGGAGCUUCUCCUUCAAUGGCCGCUCACGGUUUUCAACCUCUACGCCAUCUGGGCUGCAAAGUCAUGGCUGCACACCACCUGUUUGAUCUAUGGCGUCUCCCUUUUCUCUGCUAUGGUUGCUAUAGCAGCUGAAUUGAUAGGGUCACAGAGGGCAUCUGGACUGCUGUUGAAACUGUAUCUCCCUUUCUUGGGUUUGGGAGUUUUGGCCACGCUACGUGGGCUGCUGCCGCGUUGCAGCAAGGCUACGCCCACCGGCCACGACGUUGGACCAUCAAUUGCCGGGAAAAAGAAGGUUUGAA
Molecule: messenger RNA, 580 nt
Organism: Cucurbita moschata (crookneck pumpkin)
Lineage: Eukaryota; Viridiplantae; Streptophyta; Magnoliopsida; Cucurbitales; Cucurbitaceae
Product: sigma intracellular receptor 2-like
Exons: 2
Coding region: 73-579 (168 amino acids)
Cellular component (GO): endoplasmic reticulum
Source: RefSeq, a predicted model, not a curated record